Molecule: messenger RNA, 933 nt
Organism: Pseudomassariella vexata
Lineage: Eukaryota; Fungi; Ascomycota; Sordariomycetes; Amphisphaeriales; Pseudomassariaceae
Exons: 2
Coding region: 1-933 (310 amino acids)
Cellular component (GO): cytoplasm
Source: RefSeq, a predicted model, not a curated record
AUGGCACCAGUUUCACUGCCGAAGCAGUGGCAGGAGGAGAUCCAGACCAAAGUGAAACCUCGAUGCCAGCUGAAAACCUUCAUCUUGUAUGUCACCGCAAGAGAAAAUGGCAAGACGUUGGCGAAACUUCUCCCCCACGAUGAAAUUCUGACCACAUACGGCGCCGUCACCUCCGAGUACCAAAUUCUGACUAAGAGGACGAAGAAUAGCAGACUGGAUGACAAGCCCCAUUUCCAAGUACCCAAGCUCCCGCGGAAAGCAGUUUGGGAUGAUCUAGAAGCCGAGCAGAAGGCAUUCUACGACUUGCUCGAAAAGAAACUGCAGCUCACAUUGAGCCGCUACCUCAAACCUGGCACGGUGCGCAAGAACUGCAACCACAUGUUCACCAUGCUCCUCCGUUUACGCCAGGCAUCUGGCCAACCCCACCUCAUCAAGAAUCAUGGACUUCCAGACGGAGCAGAGCUUGAUCGCGAGAUAAUGGGCUCGCCGUUGAGUUCGACGACGGAGUCAUCGAGAGUUAUUCGACUGCAAGACGAGUUACAAAGCCCAAAAUGCGACGAGGUAACGGAGAACCCCAUCAUCAUCUAUACAUUUGGUAAUUAUUUCUCGCGCAUGAUGGAGGCCAAGCAGCUUGCUAUUGAGGUCAAUGGUGCACAUGGGGCGGAGACGUUUUGUUUCAAAGAUACCGUGCGUCCGAAACACACCCUCGUUGGUUUCUUUGUCACUGUUACUUGGUCAAUGCCCACAGGCUCGAUACCUCUGUGUCUGACACCAGCUAGGAUGGAUGAUAGCUCCAAUGACGAUCAGUAUUUAAUCGGAGGACAAUAUGAUCCUGCGGAUGAAUACGAUAUGGCAGGCGCUACCUUUAUGUCUGGCGAUGACAAGGGGGGGCAGGGGGACGACAAUGGGCUUCUGCUUACCAAGUAUGUGUAG